Molecule: messenger RNA, 1299 nt
Organism: Bipolaris oryzae ATCC 44560
Lineage: Eukaryota; Fungi; Ascomycota; Dothideomycetes; Pleosporales; Pleosporaceae
Exons: 2
Coding region: 1-1299 (432 amino acids)
Source: RefSeq, a predicted model, not a curated record
AUGCCUUCCCGUGGCGCAUGCCUGGGAAAUUUGAAUGCAGAUCAAGGGGCUGAUCUAGAAUACUUACAAAGGCUUCAAAGCCCUAGAAUCACUUCAGGGAGUAUACCAUAUGGCUGGCGACUGCGUCUAAGCAAGAUCAUCAGUCUCCCACAGACGGAUCUCGACAAUGACAUUCACCCUCUUUUCCAGAGCAGCAGAUGGCCAGACCUCAGGCCAGAAGAUUACACCCUGCUACUUCCCGCCCUCCGAAUCGCAUCAAAAUUUAUGAGCGAGCCCGUAAUUCUAAAAUGGUGGAAGCACACUCUAUUCGGCGAAGUAAAACUCGACAAAACCCGCAGACGCUACUUGGCAAGCACACCCUACGAAACCAGCAACUAUGCAAACAACGAACUACAUGUCCUCCUCAUCAAAAAACUGCCUCACGUACUAGAACUUAUGUUUGAAAACCUCGACAAAAAUACGUCACGCACAGAUGGCUGCGCAUUUGGCAGCAACGCAGCAUAUAUCAAAUUCCGCCACGACCUCGUAAUGGCGCCUGUAUACCCCUUCUUCGACACGCCACGCAUCCUACUGCACUCCCAGUACUGGUUCAGUCUCAAGUACCUCUUGAGCCACGGCGGCUCCGCUCACGAACUAAAAACUGUAUAUCUACGAAUGGCCAUCACUCUUUGCCACGAACUCACGCACGUGGUUUGGCAUUAUCGUAUCAGCAGGCAAGUCAUGCCUUGGGCCCUUGAAAUCGACUCCAAAGAGCCUCUCCACCAAGCCUCUGACCGCCUCGCCGAAUUCGGUCAUUCCUGGGAACACUACGUUUUCGGCGGUAGCAUCUGGACUCUGGAUCGCCCAGGCUUCUUCACUACAUUCUACAAACCGCACAAUCUCGGCGCUGCAGCAUCGUCGUUUUCAAACGCGUGCGUUGUGGUGCCGCAUUGGUGGAUUAACAUGUGGUCGUCAACGGGAAUGUGGAGUCAGUUUGAAGAUUUGUAUAGGGGAGGCGAGAUCAGACUGCCUGGGAUGUGGGAGAGCGGGUAUAGUUUGUGCCAGGGAAAAACGGACGAGGGUUGGACGCUGCAUAAGCGGGGCGUGGCUCAGUUGGGUGGGUGCCGGACGCCGGAGGCGAGUGUGUUUUAUCUGUGGCAUGUGGUGAGGCCGAUACUGCAGGUUAUGCUUGCCGAUAUGCAGAGCAUGGGCGGUUCGAGGGUGAUGCGGAGGCUGCAUACGGAGUUUUAUGAGCUCCUUAGGGAGACGCAGUAUGUUGAUGAGUCUAGCCCGGAGACUUUUCGUCUGAGGAGGAGAUAG